AUGAACCACGAUCACGAUGUCAAACAUGGAGAAGUGCGCCGCUCGUUUGAGGAAGGUGUCGGACAGCAGUCUGGAUUUCGCAAGACAGUGGAGCAAACGCUGUCUAUCUUUCUGCCCUCGCACGCCAGGCGCAACAAGGUCGACCUUUCCUCCGUCAAUCCUCUUCGGGGGCAUGUCGAUAGUAAAGCACUGCCGGAGCCAUCAAUCGUCGCUUUCAGGCACAACACAGGCUUGCGCAGUCUCCUAGUCGAAUACCUCGAGAAGGUUGAGCCCUACCUUCAGGAAAGAUCCGACAAAACAAGAGUCCUAGCUGCCCUCGAGUCUGUCUUCAAUGAUCACGCCCUAAAACUCCUGGAAGAGACCGGCAACGAUGUCUCUGCCGUCGCGAGCUGGGCAUGGGUGUUCGCCUCGCCAUAUCUGGAUCUGGCGUUUGCUAGAUAUGUUGCCCUGGCUACAGAGACGCGCCAGUCUGGGCCUGGGCGGAUUCCCAAAUUUGUGCCUUUACAACUUCUACGUGCCGAAGAAGUUAGCGCCCCAUCUCUCAAGGCAUUCAUAAAGAGUAUCCUGGAGGACCUGGAACUAUGUUUGGGUGCGAAAGAAUACCUUGGCUGGAAUUGGGUGACGCGAGUGUGCUUGGUAGUUCGACUUCUUCGGCAUGCGCGGCAGGUUGCACCCGAAUCGUUCGAGGAUAUCAGCCUCAUCAUCAAGCACCUCUUUUCCGACUACUAUGCUGUCCACCCUCGAGGGCUUGAGGAAUCCGAGCUGCAACGACUGUCUCACAUCUUCAACCGCUUUUUGUCGCUAAUAUCCUUCGCGCCUUUGAGAACACCGUUCAACGCGUAUCUCUUUCAGCAAAAUGCACAACUGGUCAUAGUUCGCAUGAUGUUUGCCUUCAAGCCACAAAUACCCGUAACCCGAGAGGGCUACCGUGCGUUGGUCGCUGUCCAGCUUCUGCAUCGCAAGACCACGCACGAACGCACAUGGGCCAAAGCAAAAUCCUUGUCGUGGCCUCCGUGGCGGCAAAUCAGUAUGGGAAUCGAACAGGACCUUGAAUACCCGGGUAAAGAGAGCCGGGUCAUGAAAUUGCUACGACGGAUGCAAGAGGCCGGGUACACGCUCGGUGACUGGGAGAAAAGUGCUGCUGUUCUGGCUGGAUGGGAUACAGAUCGUAGCCCUACCAUUCAAACGCGGGCAAUCCUAAUGCGGCAACGGCGUCCCUGGCUCCUGCACCAGCGGAAGCAGGUCAGCGAUAAGACCGCAUGCACAGAUGCACCUGAAGUGUGGGCGGCACGCAUCCAAGCUACAAGAACAAUUCGAGAGGCAUGGGCCUGCUUUCGCUCUUAUGACCUGGCCGUUGGAACCUCUCAGCCGCAUUAUCGGCCGUACUUCGCCAUGUUGGAGAAGCUGCUUGCGUCCAUAGUUCGGCCGGCAUCCUCCCAAGCAUGGAAAUACAUGCCAGGCGAUAUCAAGGAGGCCUUUGAAGUUUCAGGGAACCCUCGGGAAGUGGUCUACGUUGACGCCGAAGUUCCGUCUGCGGACGAGUUUUACCAGGCCAUGUUACGCGCUGGCAUCAAACCUGGGGGUAGUCUCAUGGCAAGUUUGCUGAAACAGAGUCCUAGUGCCGAGGCUGGGUUCACCUUUAUUCAGGACAGCGGCUGGGACGAGGUCACCAAAGACGUCCUUCGGCAUGCUGAAAAAUAUCCUGUGCCCGUCAUUCGCCACAGUCUCCAGAGGCUUCCGCCGUCUACCUUGGCUGCCUUCGUUUCGCUCCUUUGUAGGAGUGGACCAGAGGAUACACUGGUCUUUCGGAAUAUCGGCUACCAAGGCGCCAAGACAGGAGGACUAGUCAGCAGAGAUGGCGUCGACGUCCCUGCGAUGACAUACGCAUCGCACCUGGUGGCCACAGCAGGGAUCACCGAUAUUCGCGUGUGGAACGCACUACUCGAUGGAGCGUCUGUUGGCGUAGCCAAGUAUCUCAAUGCCAAGGGCAUGGCAUUCAGAAGCGCCGUGUGGCGACGCCUCAAAUUGAUUCUCUGGCCUGAACAAACGUACUUCAGCCUCCAAGCCGAUUUGGACACUUUCCGGUUUCAGGCCAAGAUAUUGCACCAGAUGCUGAGAUACGUGAACGCGCGAAUAGAUCCCAACGACAUUGGGUCGCUCGCCAGGACGACAUUUGUUCGCGCAUUAUACGGUCGCACUUCGAAGACCUUCCUUCCUUCACCCCAGCAGCCUCUUCUUGUCAUGCCCAAGGUUGACGAUGUAAUGCUUAUGGUGAGGGUAUUGGUGUCUGUUCAUGAUGUCCAGGGACUGGUUGCUCUGGUGAAAUGGAUCGACGAGCAUGCAGGUGUAUUGGGGGAAAUGCAUGGGGGGUCACAAUCCGAUGCUCAUGACGCCGUAGCCCGAGGCCACGAUGGCAUGCAGUAUUCACUGCGCGAUGUGCUUUCCGCGAUCCGGCUCUUCCUGGGAGGGGCGGUAAACCUUUUGGAUGGUGCAGAAGACCCUGCACGCUUUGUCUCGCCUCUACCUUAUGAGCCACACCUGAUCCGAGAAGCAGAGCGACACUGUCAGAAACUUGGAUGGCCGUCAGAUGACGAGGUUAUUGCGUUUUCCGCUCACAAUACUGCCUGGGUGGACAUAGUUAGACGCGCAGCAGACAGUAUGGCGCAGAGGAAAGCAGGUAGCAGAACAAUAUGA
Messenger RNA from Cladophialophora yegresii CBS 114405, 2694 nucleotides. RefSeq lists its product as uncharacterized. The record is from RefSeq and is a predicted model, not a curated record. The transcript has a single exon. The coding region runs from base 1 to 2694 and encodes 897 amino acids. NCBI's taxonomy places the organism in Eukaryota, Fungi, Ascomycota, Eurotiomycetes, Chaetothyriales, Herpotrichiellaceae.